AUGGCGAAGGUUGGCCGCAUACAUCAUCAGGUAGCCAGCAGUGGAGGUGGUGGUGGUGAUCGCUUCCUUGGUGGCGUUGGUUUUGUUUUUGGUGGGGGCGGUGGUGACGGUGUUGAUGUUUUCGGUGGUGGCGGUGGUGGCGGAAGUAUUGGUGCUUUUGGCGGUGGUGGCCGUGGUAUUAAUGUCUUUGGUGGUGGCGGUGGUGUUGUUGAUGUUUCUGGAGGAGGUGGUGGUGAUCGCUUCCUUGGUGGCGUUGGUUUUGUUGUUGGCGGGGGCGGUGGUGGCGGUAAUAUUGGUGCCUUUGGUGGUGGCGGUAGUAUUGGUGCCUUUGGUGGUGGUGCUGGUGGUGUUAAUGUCUUUGGUGGUGGCGGUGGUGUUGUUGAUGUUUCUGGAGGAGGUGGUGGCGUUGGUUUUGUUUUUGGUGGGGGCGGUGGUGGCGGUAGUAUUGGUAACUUUGGUGGUGGUGGUGGUGGUGUUAAUGUCUUUGGUGGUGGCGGUGGUGUUGUCGAUGUUUCUGGAGGAGGUGGUGGUGAUCGCUUCCUUGGUGGCGUUGGUUUUGUUGUUGGCGGGGGCGGUGGUGGCGGUACUAUUAGUGCCUUUGGUGGUGGCGGUAGUAUUGGUGCCUUUGGUGGUGGUGCUGGUGGUGUUAAUGUCUUUGGUGGUGGCGGUGGUGUUGUUGAUGUUUCUGGAGGAGGUGGUGGUGAUCGCUUCCUUGGUGGCGUUGGUUUUGUUUUUGGUGGGGGCGGUGGUGGCGGUAGUAUUGGUAACUUUGGUGGUGGUGGUGGUGGUGUUAAUGUCUUCGGUGGUGGCGGUGGUGUUGUUGAUGUUUCUGGAGGAGGUGGUGGUGUUUUUGGUGGGGAUGGUUUUGACCUUUUUGGGGGUGGUGGUGGUGGUGGUGGUAUUUCUAGUGGAGGUGGUGGUGGUGUGGAGGUGCUCGCCAACGUUUUGGUGGUGGAGGUGAUGGUCGCCAACGUUUUGGUGGUGGAGGUGAUGGUCGCCCACGUUUUAGUAGUGGCGGUGGUGGUCGGUGCUGAGUGCGAGGAGGAAGGUGAUGGGGUGGAGAAGAACAGCGAAAUGGGGUUCGACAGGCCUGCCCAUUAG
Vitis vinifera (wine grape) is the source of this 1101-nucleotide messenger RNA. RefSeq names its product glycine-rich cell wall structural protein 1. The record is from RefSeq and is a predicted model, not a curated record. Bases 1 to 1101 code for a protein of 366 amino acids. NCBI's taxonomy places the organism in Eukaryota, Viridiplantae, Streptophyta, Magnoliopsida, Vitales, Vitaceae. The transcript has 3 exons.